This is a messenger RNA of Trypanosoma theileri, 1038 nucleotides long. RefSeq lists its product as uncharacterized. The coding region runs from base 1 to 1038 and encodes 345 amino acids. The transcript has a single exon. NCBI's taxonomy places the organism in Eukaryota, Euglenozoa, Kinetoplastea, Trypanosomatida, Trypanosomatidae. The record is from RefSeq and is a predicted model, not a curated record.
AUGUAUGGUGUUCAGCACCGCGUGGCCCCCUUACGCCGCAGUCACACACAACUGGGAGAAACUCCACACACACAAACAAACACGUAUCCAUAUACACAAACACAAACAUUCCCAACAGGUAAUAAUGUAUCUUCACAACACUCCAACUCUGCAGAUAUCUUCACACAUAAACUCCGACGUGGACCCACAGCCCCAACAACAACAACAAUAUCAUCCAUAUCAUCAUCAUCAACAUUAUUACCACGACCAUCACAAACAAACACAAACACAAUAUCAACAAGAGGAUAUGGUUAUGCAGUGCCGGCAUCUAUGCAGAGAUCACAGUUAACUAUUCCACACACACAGAACACACAGCUGGCCGACAGCACCUCACUGCAGGCCACACUCACACAAACAGCACAACAACAAAAAGAUUCCACCGCCGCGUUAAUUCGAUUGGUGGAGUCUUUUCAACAACAUGAAAAAUAUUUGGCCAGCGGCACAGAGAGUCUCUCACACUUAACAGCUCUCGUGAAUGGACAACAUGCACAAGUGGCGGCACUGCAUGGAAUAGCGGAAGAAAUGCGGGCCAUGACAGGAGCCAUUCGAGAUGCCAUGAUCCUCUUCACAUCCACACAACAACAACAACAACAACAAGAAGAAGAAGAAGAAGAAAGUACAGAAGUUAUUCCUCUUUCACAUUCAAAGAUAAAAACAACAACAACAACAACUGUUGCUGCUAUUCUUCCUGUGGAUGAUGGCAAUAGUAAUAGUAAUAGUAAUCAUGGUAUUCCAUCUACAGUGAAAUCAAAUGGAAUUUCUGCAUGGCAGUCCGCGGCCACUUUUAUUCUUGGCGCCGAUACGCCUUUAAUGACACCACACAUUGUGGAGAGUGAUGAGAAUGAAGAGAAUAUGAAUGAGGAUCAAUAUAAAGAUGAGGGAGCGGCGUACUUUUGCAGUUCUCAACUGAAGUCUGUGGUGUUAAAGUGUGGGGAAGGGAUUACACAGUCAGGAGUGAAGAUAACACCAUUUGUAGAAGAUGAUGUCUUCUCCAUGUGA